AUGUCUCGCUCACUGCCACCGAACUUCCAGCUGGGCUUCGCAACAGCCUCCUACCAGAUUGAAGGAGCCGUCGCCACUGACGGCCGAGGUCCCUCUAUUUGGGACGAGUUCUGCCACCAGACGCCCACGCGGACGAAGAAUUCCAAUGGCGACAUUGCGUGCGAUCAUUACAACCGCCUAGACGAAGACCUUGACCUCCUCAAGCAGUACGGCGCUGAUGCGUACCGAUUCUCCAUAUCGUGGUCCCGCAUUAUCCCGCUGGGUGGCCGCCAGGAUCCCGUGAACGAGGCUGGCAUCGACUUCUACAACAGACUGAUCGAUGGCUGCCUGGAGAGAAACAUCACUCCGUGGGCAACCCUAUAUCACUGGGACCUGCCGCAGGCUUUGCACGACAGAUAUGGAGGUUGGCUUGAUGUAGAGGAGUCGCAGCUGGACUUUGAAGGAUACGCGCGAUUGUGCUUCGAGCGCUUCGGAGAUAGAGUCAAGAACUGGAUCACACUAAAUGAGCCAUGGAUUGUUUCUAUAUUUGGAUAUGCCACCGGCAUCAACGCACCGGGUCGGGCAUCGCAGGGCGUUAACCCACAGGCGAGCGAAGGCGACUCGGCGACAGAGCCCUGGACAGUCGGCAAGGCGCUCAUCAUGAGCCACGCACGUGCAGUCGCAGCAUAUAACCGCGACUUCCGACAAGCUCAGGGAGGGCAGAUUGGAAUAUCCUUGAACGGCGACUACUAUGAACCUUGGGACCCGAAAGAGCCCAAGGACUUGAAAGCCGCGGAGAGGCGGAUGCAGUUUCACAUUGGCUGGUUCGCUGAUCCGAUCUUUCUGCGGCGAGACUAUCCACAAUGCAUGCGAGACCAGCUGGGAGAACGCCUCCCGCAAUUCUCGGAGGCUGACAUGUCCUUGCUGCGGGCAGCCGAGUGUGACUUCUACGGCAUGAACUACUACACCUCGCAGUUCGCACGCCACCGCAGCACACUGGCCCCCGAAACCGAUUUUGUCGGCAACGUGGAUGAGCUGCAAACCGACAAGGCUGGCAACGCAGUCGGCUCGGAGAGCGGCCUGGCCUGGCUACGGUCCUGCCCAGAUCUGUUCCGUAAGCACCUUGCACGAGUGUACCGUCUAUAUGGCAAGCCAAUCUACGUCACAGAGAAUGGCUGUCCAUGCCCCGGCGAGGACAAGAUGACCCGAGAACAGUCAGUUCAGGAUGUGUACAGGCAACAAUAUUUCCUUGAUCACAUCGGGGCCAUCAAUGAUGCUGUGCAACAGGAUGGCGCUGUUGUGGCUGGCUAUUUUGCCUGGUCUCUGAUGGAUAACCUGGAGUGGUCUGAUGGCUAUGGCCCUCGAUUUGGUGUGACGUAUACUGACUAUGAUACUCUCGAGCGCACCCCGAAGAGGUCGGCGGCUAUGCUCAGAGGAAUAGUCGAUGCGCGCAAGGUCUCGUCAAUUAACGGCAAGGUCUGAGGAGGGCCUACAUGAUUGCCGAGGUUCAGAUACUUAUUUUGUCGAUAAUCAACCAUAACUUAUCCCACAGUAACCCUUGACUAUAGUACAGGAUUAUAGAACCAGAAUAUUGG
Microdochium trichocladiopsis is the source of this 1574-nucleotide messenger RNA. Its product is annotated as family 1 glycoside hydrolase. Gene Ontology annotation, biological process: carbohydrate metabolic process. The transcript has 3 exons. Gene Ontology annotation, molecular function: beta-glucosidase activity. The coding region runs from base 1 to 1461 and encodes 486 amino acids. NCBI's taxonomy places the organism in Eukaryota, Fungi, Ascomycota, Sordariomycetes, Xylariales, Microdochiaceae. The record is from RefSeq and is a predicted model, not a curated record.